UCAGCUCCGGCGCCUGCUUUACCUUCGCUUCACUCCUUCGCAAAACAAUUCAAGAUGUUUGACCACCUCAUCGGCCUCAGUAUGCUGAUCGCAGCAUCCGCCGUCUUCGUAUACUACACUAUCUGGACCUUGUUUAUGCCUUUCGUCGACGAGGUCCAUCCGCUCCACUCCCUCUUUCCACCCCGCGUCUGGGCAAUCCGCAUUCCCGUCAUCCUCAUCAUUCUCUUCACCACCGUCGUGGGGAGCUUCCUCUCAGUCGUUAUGAUAAGGAGCAACAGGAAGAAAGCGCUCAAGGCAAAACAGAAGAAGGCGAGCUGAAGGGGACACGUUGCAAGGGGUUCUUUCGGAGCAAGCAUGUUGGUCUGCGCAUUCUGGGCGUUUGCCAUUGGACAGGCUUCAUACUUGUAUCAUUUGACUCUGCGCUGGUAAUCUCGUGGGCGAGAACGACGUGGCAUGUUCGACUAGCAAGAAUUACUCAAAUACUAGGCCGUCUAAUUUCCUGAAA
Lindgomyces ingoldianus is the source of this 505-nucleotide messenger RNA. RefSeq lists its product as uncharacterized. Gene Ontology annotation, cellular component: endoplasmic reticulum membrane; dolichol-phosphate-mannose synthase complex. Bases 55 to 318 code for a protein of 87 amino acids. Gene Ontology annotation, biological process: GPI anchor biosynthetic process. Gene Ontology annotation, molecular function: enzyme regulator activity. The transcript has 3 exons. The record is from RefSeq and is a predicted model, not a curated record. Lineage: Eukaryota; Fungi; Ascomycota; Dothideomycetes; Pleosporales; Lindgomycetaceae.